GCGCGCGCGCUCCACGCGCUCCCAUUUCAAAUCUCUAAGCCGAUGCGAUCGCGAACGCGACGUUUUGUCUCCUAGUCCUUUUGUUUUAUUAUUUUUCUACAUGGAAGUAUUGAGGACGCACCUCAUUCCCAUUGUAGCAAUUCUCUUUAACGCAGUGUGAACAUGCUUUGUUGGCUCACAAAUGAAGUGUUAGUUCUACUUUCUUAAAAAUUAAACGAACUGAGCCCUAUUGUGAAUAUUAAUCACGUAAAGUUAACUUGCUGUUAAUUAUUUCUACAGUGACUUUUUAUCGGAUUUUUAAUCGAAUUAUUAACGUUUUUGGAGCUAAUUUGUGAUGAAAAAUGCUUAACCAAGGAUUUCUGCUGCUGGUAUGCGCGUGCUGUACCCUAGCCGCGUUGGACGGCUACAGCCCGCAGCAGGACCCUGACCAGUUCCACAUCCAAACCGACGAAGACGACGAGCGCUACUUCCUGUACCAGACACACAAUGGACAGUAUCGAAAGGAGAGGAGACUUAAGGAUGGAUCUGUUGUUGGAUCUACGGGUUGGGUAGGUGCGGAUGGAUAUUUACGGUUACAAGACUACAUUGCAGAUAAUCAAGGCUACAGAAUCUACAAAUCGAAAACAGUUUACGUUGGACAAAACCGACCCAUUGGUGAGUCAUUAAAAAUAGCAAAAACAGCACCAACAGAUUCUGGCUUUGGAGUAACGCCGGCGCCUACACCAGCGGUACCUAUUCCACGAGGACAUUCACGAUUUAGAACUACAACACCUACUCCCAAUAUACCCUCUACUUACCUAUCAUUACAUUUCCCCGCCGAAGUUGCCAUCACACCAUCCCCUCUAUCACCAACAUCAACACCACGUGUUUUCGUUUCCCCGAAUUCCGUAGAUUCUUCCACAAAAUACGACUUUAGGCCAACUGUAUCGCCUAUUACAGCCAGUGAAGCUUUACCUUCAACCAGUCCUUACGAUUAUGACUCUUCAAAUACAAACACAAUUGACGACGGUUACUAUGGUAGUGACAGCUCUCCGUACAGACGAUAUGACGUCUAUAAUCCUAAUUCUUAUCGCCAUGCUGACGACUGGGUCCGCAGGCAGCGCCCUGGAUUGCGCCUAGGAGAUGGCUACACUCCACAAUUCGCAGGCUACGAUGGUGUAGCUAUUAGACGAAACGGCUUCCGUUACUAUCUCCCAAAACAGUACCAUGAAGAACAAUCCGGAGAUUCAGAUGACAAAACAGGAAGUUUCGGCUAUAUUGAUCCUUUUGGUAUCCGACGAGUGAUAUAUUAUAAUUCCUCUCCCGGCGGAGGAUUCCAAGUGCGCAAAAAUAACAGAUACGUCGGGCAUAACGCGACGCCUUACGAUCCUAGACCUAUAGAUUAACGUAGAGCAAACAAUUUGUGAUAAUGUGAAAUUGGAAGUUACCUAUUUAUUUAUCAGUAUUGCUAGUGCACAUGAACUGCACUUUCUUGGAGACAAAACGAAUAUAAUCGAACGAUGCGAAAACUUCUUAGCCAUUAAUUCAUUGUAAGUGUAGAGUUAAUAUUUAUCUCAUGAAAGACGCUUCAUAUUUUAACAACACUUAGUUAUAGUAUACGUCUAUGAAUGCUUUGUACAGUUAAACGAUUUUGGUUUUGAAAUGUUUCUAUUUUUAUCUCUAAGUAGGUAAUUUGUCUUUUAGAAUAUUUACAAAGCUUUAAAACUGUUUCUAUAGUGGAACAUUUUUUUUUUUCAAAUCUCGGUGCCAUUAAACCUGUGUAUUUUGAGUUGUUCAGUGUAAAGCGUCGUCGUGUCAUAGAUAACACCAUUUCGUACCUCUUCAGUAUAUUAUUAUUAUUUUUAAUAAAUUAAACUUAAAUGUUAAUACAGGUUAAUUUUUAAUUAACCUUUUAUUACUUUUAAGCCAAAUUUUGUAUUUUCUGGAAAAAUUAAUACAGACGUCUCAUACAAAUCGAUAA
Hyposmocoma kahamanoa is the source of this 1960-nucleotide messenger RNA. RefSeq lists its product as uncharacterized. Gene Ontology annotation, cellular component: chitin-based extracellular matrix. NCBI's taxonomy places the organism in Eukaryota, Metazoa, Arthropoda, Insecta, Lepidoptera, Cosmopterigidae. The transcript has 5 exons. Gene Ontology annotation, molecular function: structural constituent of chitin-based larval cuticle. The record is from RefSeq and is a predicted model, not a curated record. Bases 342 to 1385 code for a protein of 347 amino acids.